AUGGCGGCAGGGAGCAGCAACUACUGGGAAGGCGAGGCGGAACCGCCGCCAGAUCUCAGGAAGCAGGCGCGGCAGCUGGAGAACGAGCUGGACCUGAAACUGGUCUCCUUCAGCAAACUCUGCACCAGCUACAGCGGCACCCGAGACGGAAGGCGCGACAGCUCUGACACAACUCCUCUCUUAAAUGGAUCAAGUCAGGACAGAAUGUUUGAGACCAUGGCUGUGGAGAUUGAACAGCUUCUGGGAAAGCUUACAGGAAUAAAUGACAAAAUGGCAGAGUAUACAAACAGUGCAGGAGUCCCCUCCCUGAAUGCUGCUCUGAUGCACACGUUACAGCGUCACAGAGACAUACUGCAGGAUUAUACACAUGAAUUCCACAAAACCAAAGCCAACUUCAUGGCAAUACGAGAAAGAGAGAAUCUGUUGGGAUCAGUACGGAAAGACAUCGAAUCAUAUAAAAGUGGGUCUGGAGUGAAUAACAGAAGAACAGAACUUUUCCUGAAGGAGCACGAACACCUUCGAAACUCAGAUCGACUGAUAGAAGAAACAAUAAGCAUCGCCAUGGCAACUAAAGAAAAUAUGACUUCACAGAGAGGGAUGUUGAAGUCAAUACAAAGCAAGAUGAAUACCUUGGCUAAUCGGUUUCCAGCGGUGAACAGCCUGAUUCAAAGGAUCAACUUACGGAAACGACGAGAUUCCCUCAUCCUGGGUGCUGUUAUUGGCAUCUGUACCAUCUUACUGCUGCUGUAUGCUUUUCAUUGAUGGCUGUUCCCCCAUGGACUCUGCUAAACUCAUCAUCACCAUCCCUCCCUCCCCAGCCAAGGAAAAGUGGGUAGGGGAAGAAAGAGACUUCAGGCAGCCUGCUCCUCACGGCUGGGAAUGUCAGCAUGAUCUCUAGAGGUUAUGAUGGUAGCUUGUGAUGCUGGGCUUGGGGUGAAGCUGCAGUGUUUCUCCUUCCCUGCUAUACAUCUUCCUUUGGUUAACUUCUUGCAGGAUUUGUUUGUUUUAAUUCCCUUUCUCACUGUAAGGUAAGUAAACAUGGGACACUUACUGGAACCUGGAGCACAGUUUUCUGUGCUCAGCGGUGCUGGGGAGAUCUGUUGUGGGCUGGUAAGCGGGGAAAAGAUUGUUCUGCUUGCCUUGGGUGGAAACUCUGCAGGAAGCCAGUUUCCCCUGUAGGCCAAGCACAAUGCUGAACACUUCUGCCCUGUGAGAAGAAUAUUGCAGCUUUAAACCAUCAGGUUGCUUUACUUCUUCAAUAUAUGUUCUGCAAUUCUUUUGAACUCCUGGUUGAGAUAUUAGUUAUUUCUGCAUCAUUUGUGCUGUGAAAACUGUGCUUCACACCAAUUCCUCCAAGUGAAAACAACAUUGUUCAGUUCACUGUUUGCACAGAGUAUGAAUAAACUACCCUCUGAGGAAGAUCUGUAAGAUUUCUUGUGGCUUUAAAGGGACUCACAAGUCCCUCUUUGUCAAAAGGGAGCAGAGUGUCCUAGCAGCUGUUUACGAUAGCGUCUGACAAGUGACCAAACAACGAGUUCACCUGAAAGUGGUCUUUUGGGUGUAAAUACUUUUGGUUUUGGCUGGCAUCAUAAAGGUCUUUAUAAAGACAUGCUAAGCAGUUUGAAAAGU
Indicator indicator is the source of this 1629-nucleotide messenger RNA. RefSeq names its product golgi SNAP receptor complex member 1 (gene GOSR1). The record is from RefSeq and is a predicted model, not a curated record. The transcript is spliced from 10 exons. Gene Ontology annotation, molecular function: SNAP receptor activity. NCBI's taxonomy places the organism in Eukaryota, Metazoa, Chordata, Aves, Piciformes, Indicatoridae. Bases 1 to 762 code for a protein of 253 amino acids. Gene Ontology annotation, cellular component: SNARE complex; Golgi membrane; cis-Golgi network. Gene Ontology annotation, biological process: vesicle fusion; endoplasmic reticulum to Golgi vesicle-mediated transport.